CAAAGAUAUUUCACAUCUCAAAGUACAUUCGUAUCGUAACAGAGACGUAAACCAGAAGACAUCAUGAAAUUAUUCAUCGUACUUUGCAUUUGCAUUGCCGCAAUUCAGGCUAAUAAGUUGGCUGAAAAGCAGCAGGAGAACGUGAAGACGUACAAAACUGAUUGUCAAACUGCAUCGGGAGUAUCCGGUGAUUUAGUGGAGAAAACUAAUAACGGAGAUUUCAGCGGCGAUGUCAAACUGAAGGAAUACUUUUUCUGUCUUUCCAAGAAAUUAGGUUUCCUGAAUGAAGCUGGCGAUUUCCAGAUGACUGCUAUAAACGACAAGAUUACUGCGAAUCAUGGACAAGAAACUGCUAGAGAAGUUGUGGCUCCUUGCACCCAGAAGAAGGCAUCUUCAGGACCCGAAACUAGCAUCAAUAUGGCAAAGUGUUUCUACGAGAAGUCCAAGAAACACAUCACUUUGGCCUAAGAAGAAAUUCCACUGAUCCCAUAAAUAAAUGAAUAUUGUAUA
Nicrophorus vespilloides is the source of this 510-nucleotide messenger RNA. RefSeq lists its product as uncharacterized. Gene Ontology annotation, molecular function: odorant binding. Lineage: Eukaryota; Metazoa; Arthropoda; Insecta; Coleoptera; Silphidae. The record is from RefSeq and is a predicted model, not a curated record. Gene Ontology annotation, biological process: sensory perception of smell. The transcript has 2 exons. The coding region runs from base 64 to 468 and encodes 134 amino acids.